CUAGAACGACCCAUAAAAUCCGCCGUACGGUUUUUUUAAUUAUUAUUCCUCGUUCUUAUCCGCAACUUUCUUUCCUCUUAUCACUCAAGCUGGUCGUCGUCUUGGGAAGCAAGUCACUCAGCAAUGGCGAUAAGAUCUCCUGCGGCGCGAGCUCCUCUUCGUCUUCUCCUGGCUCGACCCGGGGCGAUGGAAGGAGUCGUAGGUGGUGCUCGAGGGGGAGCUCCUCGCUACUUCAGUGAGGGCACGGGGAGGAUUCUCAGCGAGGAGGAGAGAGCCAAAGAGGCGGUCUACAUCCAGAAAAUGGAGAGGGAGCGGUUGGAGAAGUUGCGGAGAAAGUUGGAGAAAGAGAGAAUGGAAUCGGAGAAAUCCGGGGCCGACAAGAAAUCGGAGGAGCCUCUGCCAGCCUGAUGCAGCUGCACCCCUGCCCUGUUAGCUUCAAGGCUGACUUUGCUCUAUGUAUUAUGUACAUAGGUAGAAUAAUGAUGAAUAAUGUACUUAACCUGUGCUGCAUUCAAGUUUGUUGUAUGGAUAAAAGAAGUUGCUAUUGUAAUAUAAAUAAACUUUUUUCUUGAUGCCUUUU
Molecule: messenger RNA, 580 nt
Organism: Phoenix dactylifera (date palm)
Lineage: Eukaryota; Viridiplantae; Streptophyta; Magnoliopsida; Arecales; Arecaceae
Biological process (GO): negative regulation of ATP-dependent activity
Cellular component (GO): respiratory chain complex I; mitochondrion
Molecular function (GO): ATPase inhibitor activity
Source: RefSeq, a predicted model, not a curated record